Messenger RNA from Amphibalanus amphitrite, 2731 nucleotides. RefSeq lists its product as uncharacterized. The transcript has 6 exons. The record is from RefSeq and is a predicted model, not a curated record. Gene Ontology annotation, cellular component: membrane. Lineage: Eukaryota; Metazoa; Arthropoda; Thecostraca; Balanomorpha; Balanidae. The coding region runs from base 511 to 1281 and encodes 256 amino acids.
GGUAGUAGCCGGCGGGCGUCGCUGUCGCACGGACCGGCGAGGGGCGACAGGGACAGGACCGGGGGCCGACGAAGCCGUGACGGUACUGAGCGCCGGGGCGCAGUAGCGAAGCCGCUGUGAACUGGUGCAAACUGGUACUGUGGUGUGGCACGGUGCUGUUCCGUGGUGCGAACAAAAAUGUUUUUAGCCCCUCCACUAACCGAGUGCUGAUCUGUGAGUUGUGACCCGCGGCACACUUUCCAUCAUACACACGUUCCUGAGCAAUCCCCGCCGUAAAUAGGUACUCCCUCCCAAACUCCGUAGUUGGGACGGUCCACCGCAUUCUUCUGUCCCCUGUCCGGGUACCGUCACCCGCUGUGAACGCCAGCUACUUGUGUGUCGUCUCCUGGGCGCCGCGGCUGUCAGGGACCCCCGGGAGCUGGGAGUCAGCCGGGGCGCCGGUGCCUGUCGGGAGGGCCGCCGGGGGCGCGCGGCCGGGCGCCGGUGCCAGCGCCGCCCCCGCCGCUGCCCAUGCAUCCGGCGUGUCUGCUACUGGUGUUCACGCUGCUGCUGACUACGGCCGCCACGCUGCUGCUCACGUACGCCGAGCUGACCGACAACUGGGAGAUCAUCCGGUUCGACCGGGCCAGCGUGCAGCGCACCGUGGACGGCCUGAACGGCACGCACAGUCUGGAAUGGAUACUGGACGACCAGGUGGGCGUGGUCACCAUUGACGGCGAGCAGCCCGACAACAAAACAGUCUUCCUGGUGCCCAUGAACGGCGGAAUCUGGACACUCUGCGUGUCUCUGUCAGAGAGCCAGCGGCGGACACUGCGCGAAGAAGGUUUCCACCACCCCAUGUGCACCAACUACCUGUCUCCGGAGCUGCUGUCACGCGGAGAGCUGCGAAACGACUGGAUUCACAGGAUGCAGAACCUGAGCAUCUCGUGCGCGCUGGUGAGCCUGAUCCUGCUGGUGGCCUCGGCCCUGGUCGGACUGUUUGGCGUGCUGCAGAAGCAGAACUCGGCUGUGCUCAUCACCGGCUUCAUGUACCUCAUGGCAGCCAUUUUCUCCACCUUCAGCUUCUCAAUAAUUCACUUCAAGCGCAAAACGAAGCGCGACUGCGGGGUGCUGGACUCGCAGAUCACGCACGAGUUUUACAACAGCCGCACGUUCCAGCCAGGCUGGUCACUGCAGAUCGGCUGGACGGGCGUCACCAUCUGCCUCACGGCCAGCCUCUCCUGGAUCUUGCUGGCCCGCUUCAUGCGCUACACGCCUGGCUCGUCCCUGCUGAGCUACUGAACUAACGAGCGCCCGGCUCCUCCCUGCUGAGCUACUGAGCGCGGGAGAUCGGCGCUGAGAGACAGCUCAGGACCACAACACGGCGACGACAGGAGUGUCCCGGAGGACGUCAACUUUCGAGCCGGCAAACAACUCCAGAUGAGCGGCCGUAUCGUCAAACUCCAGACCGGCUCACUCAUCUAACUCCCGAGUGACACUCGUGUGCUCGUUCGGCCUGUCCGGUGCAAUCGCGGAGUACGCGGAGACAUGCACCCUCGAAGAUACGGCUGCAUACGAACCACCUGGCGUCCCUCGGCACGGGAGUUACCGAAUUGGGGGGCCGACGCUCGCAUCUGAUCCCGCCGAUCGCGUCUCGAGGGAGGCCGACAGAGGCCCGAUACGCUCCAAAGGCGGCAGGUAAUGCCUCUCUGACCGGUGCGGAGAGGAGGCUGCCUGAAUAGAACAUGUGCCGAAGUCUCGGAGCGGCGAGCGGCGGCCGCGGGGGCGUGCUGUGUACUGCGCCGUUGGUUCAGUGAAAACACCGAAACGCUCCAGAAAGACGGGAGAUGGGCGGGGCGGGGACGUGGAACGAGAGCAGGAAAAGAGCGGACGAGUGGUUAGACUGGAGGUGACACGGGCGAGAGACUGGUGGGGCGGUGAAGUAGUGUAGGUAAGACGAGGCAGAGCCCUUCUUUGAGAGAAAGCGACAUCCUGUGUCGCUGUUUGACAACGUAUUGUCGGCGUUCAAAGGCUCCGUUUAUCUAUGAAUGUCUUCUGUGAUGAAUUAGCAAAUAGUGAGACAAGGAACCAAUUCCAGCCGUUUGAAAAGGCGAACCUGAGUAUUGCAUUAUCAGUCACAGUGCAAUUGAGAUAAGUUGUGUCAAUUUCCCUGACAUACUGCAGUGCUUUUUAAUGUUCUAAUAUGUUGAAUAUGUUCGCUAUCGAAUAUGUCCGAUAUUACCCAGGUACUAUGAGUAUCCGUCUACCAAGGGAUUGGUGUGGGAUAUAAUAUGACCGCUAUAUAUAGCCCACAGCUACAUAUAGCCCCGACGCAGCUAUAGCUGGCGAGAGAGGAAUCAGCACAUUUGCCAUCGACGUUCAUGAAAUAAUCGGUGAACUUUUAAUUGCAAUAUUACACCGAUUAUGGAGGAUAUAGGGAAUAUCUGGAUUCUGUGCCCGCCGUCUUGGCAUGCUUUAUUACGUUCAUUCAUCGACGUGUUGAUGCCUAUUCGAUACCGCUGAUUCGCUAGCUCCUGUUUCGCCAAAAUGCAAUGCGACGUGCAUAAUUCGUUAAAUAGGUAAGCUAAGCAUAUCAGUCGAUAAAUAUUGAUAGACUUGGGAAAUACAAUGCCUGAUGUUAUGGUUUAUUACAGCUAAUGAAAUUAUCACAAACAACUUAAAAUCAUUUUUGUAUUUUUCACGAAAUAUAUUCCCUUUGCCCUGAUCAGUCAUUAAUGCCCAAUGGUACCUA